Mugil cephalus (flathead mullet) is the source of this 952-nucleotide messenger RNA. RefSeq names its product BUD31 homolog (gene bud31). Bases 108 to 542 code for a protein of 144 amino acids. The transcript is spliced from 4 exons. Gene Ontology annotation, cellular component: nucleus; spliceosomal complex. NCBI's taxonomy places the organism in Eukaryota, Metazoa, Chordata, Actinopteri, Mugiliformes, Mugilidae. Gene Ontology annotation, biological process: mRNA splicing, via spliceosome. The record is from RefSeq and is a predicted model, not a curated record.
ACCCCCGUGUUGACGUCAACAUAGCGCGUCUCGGAGUUGGUUAGUAAGCUGGUAAACGAAAACACUGGUAGCUCUCUUGUUGUGUUUUGUACACCGACAAGAGCUAAAUGCCGAAGGUAAAGAGGAGUCGGAAGCCGCCUCCGGACGGAUGGGAGCUGAUUGAGCCCACUUUGGACGAGCUGGAUCAGAAAAUGAGAGAAGCUGAAACCGAGCCUCACGAGGGGAAGAGGAAGGUGGAGUCUCUUUGGCCAAUCUUCAGGCUUCAUCAUCAGCGGAGUCGAUACAUCUUCGACCUCUUCUACAAGAGGAAAGCCAUCAGCAGAGAACUAUACGAGUACUGCAUAAAAGAAGGCUACGCCGACAAGAACCUGAUUGCCAAGUGGAAGAAGCAGGGCUACGAGAACCUGUGCUGCCUGCGCUGCAUCCAAACGCGAGACACCAACUUCGGCACUAACUGCAUCUGCAGAGUCCCCAAGAGCAAACUGGAAGUGGGUCGGAUCAUUGAAUGCACCCACUGCGGCUGCAGAGGAUGCUCAGGCUAAGCUGCUGUUUUCAUUAUUUUAUUCUUCUUCUGUUUAAACGUCAUCCUCUACUUCCUCUCUUACAAACCUGAGGCGGCAUCGUUUUCAUCGGAACCAGUCUUCACCAUCAGUUAGGGAUCAGUGUUUUUGGUUUAUUUUAAUUUUUUUUAAACGCUGGGGGAGCAACCGUGAAUAGAGGGGGCCACAUUUAUUUGAUUAGUGUUUCUCUACGUUUGUUUUUCUACCCAGCUAAAGUCUUCAGCUCCUUAAAAAGGUUCAGAGCUGGAAGUUGUGUGAGGAUCAGGCCUGUCAUUCCACUGUGAAGGUUGUUUCUAAUGCGUUUUGAUUUCGUUUAAAGAAGCCUUGGAAUGUCAAACUUUAACGUCGUUGUUGUCAUCGUGCUUUGAUUUUAAAUAAAACAUUUCAUUUCA